This is a messenger RNA of Sinocyclocheilus rhinocerous, 840 nucleotides long. RefSeq names its product gastrula zinc finger protein XlCGF7.1-like. Gene Ontology annotation, molecular function: RNA polymerase II cis-regulatory region sequence-specific DNA binding; DNA-binding transcription factor activity, RNA polymerase II-specific. The transcript has a single exon. NCBI's taxonomy places the organism in Eukaryota, Metazoa, Chordata, Actinopteri, Cypriniformes, Cyprinidae. Gene Ontology annotation, biological process: regulation of transcription by RNA polymerase II. The record is from RefSeq and is a predicted model, not a curated record. Bases 1 to 840 code for a protein of 279 amino acids.
AUGGAAGAGAGCGAGGAAAGUGAAGAACUGAGUGAGGUGGAGGAGAAACCUUUGAGUUGCUCAAAGACUAAAAAUAAAUUUUUAAAGGAAAGUAGAGCCAAGAAAUCUUUCACAUGCACUCAGUGUGGAAAGAGUUUCACAAACAAACAUAAUCAUGAGCUUCAUGUGACAGUUCAUACUGGAGAGAAGCCGUUCACAUGUGAUCAAUGUGGGAAGAGUUUCAUGUACAAAGAAAGUCUUAAGAUUCACAUUAGAGUUCACACCAGAGGGAGGCCAUUCACAUGUAAUGAAUGUAGCAAAACAUUUCUUAGGGCAUCUGACCUGAAGACACACAUGACUGUUCAUACGAAAGAGAAGCCACAUUCAUGUUCUGUGUGCGGAAAGAGUUUUUCAAGGCUGCAAUGUUUAUAUACACAUGAGAAAAUUCAUAUUGGUGUUAGAGCUCAUAUGUGCUGUGAGUGUGGAAUGACAUUUAUUCAUGUGAAUCAUUUAAAACAGCACCAGAGAAUUCACACUGGAGAAAAACCUUACAAGUGUUCACACUGUGACAAGAGAUUUAGUCGGUCUUCAAAUCUGAAAGCACAUGAAAGGAUCCACAAUGGAGAAAAACCUUACAUGUGUUCACACUGUGACAAGAGAUUCAGUCAGUCAGAAAGUUUGAAAGCACAUGAGAGGAUCCACACAGGAGAGAAACCGUACACGUGUGAUCAGUGCAGGAAGAGUUUCACUGUUAAAAGUCACCUGAAGCCACACAUGAGGAUCCACACUGGAGAAACACCUUACAUGUGUUCACACUGUUCCUUGCGCUGGAUGGUGACAUCACUAGGCUGCAGAUUCUGA